CUCUCUAUAAAUACUGUCGGGAUCUCUUGCCGGCUUCCACUCCAGUUUCAGUCCUAGUAGGGUUGAAACAUCUAGUAGCGGAUUUCUUUGUGGAGAGAACCCGCUUUAUUUUUUUAUCCCAGCAUUCUGGUCUCAUGGACACACUCUUUGUAAAUGCUUUUUAAGAAUCAUCACUGUAGGAAGACGCACACUGGCUACUCAGCAGGCCCUGGCCUUGAGUCAUAUUUGAAGGGAUUUAACUUCACCGGUGAGCCCCCUUGGCUUCUCUGCACCUGAGGAACAGCAACACUAAAUUUCAUCUCUUUCAUAUCCAAUUUACUAGUGACUAAUCAAAAGGACUUCUUGUGACCAUGAACACUGCCACUGCCACCGAGGUUGACUUCUCUUUCCUGGAGGAGGGCUUCUCUGCCCGGGAUAUUGUUGAGCAGAAGAUCAAUGAGACAUCCAUGACGGAUGACAGGGAUGCCUUCUAUGUCUGUGACUUGGGAGAUGUACUAAAGAAACACCUGCGCUGGGUGAGGGCCCUGCCUCGUGUCACUCCUUUCUAUGCUGUCAAAUGCAACGACAGCCGGGCUGUAGUUAUGACGCUGGCAUCCCUGGGAACUGGCUUUGACUGUGCAAGCAAGACGGAGAUUCAGAUGGUUCAGUCUCUGGGAGUGGAUCCAAGCAGAAUCAUCUAUGCCAACCCCUGCAAGCAAGUUUCUCAGAUCAAGUAUGCGUCUGCCCAUGGAGUCCAGAUGAUGACUUUUGAUAGCGAGGUGGAACUCAUGAAAGUGGCCCGCUGUCAUGACAAUGCCAAGCUGGUGCUGCGUAUUGCCACAGAUGACUCAAAGUCAGUGUGUCGCCUGAGUGUGAAGUUUGGGGCCCCACUCAAAGCUUGUCGAGGUCUUCUGGAGCGCGCUAAAGAACUGGAGCUGGAUGUGAUCGGCGUCAGUUUCCAUGUUGGCAGCGGCUGCAAUGAUCCUGAGACCUACACCCAGGCUAUUGCUGAUGCCCGCUGUGUCUUCGAUAUGGGGGAUGAGCUGGGCUUCAACAUGGACCUGUUAGACAUUGGAGGGGGUUUCCCUGGUUCAGACGAUACUGAACUCAAAUUUGAAGAGAUCACAGCAGUAAUCAAUCCAGCCCUGGACAAGUAUUUCCCUGCAGACACUGGUAUCAGGGUCAUUGCUGAGCCAGGCCGCUUUUAUGUGGCCUCUGCUUACACACUGGUUGUCAACAUCAUUGCCAAGAAAGUCAUCAUGGACGAUGAAUCAGCUUCUGACGAGGAAGACGAGGGGACCAAUGAUAGAACCUUGAUGUACUAUGUCAACGAUGGCGUGUAUGGAUCCUUCAACUGUAUACUCUAUGAUCACGCUCACUGUUUGCCAACACUACAUAAAAAGCCAAAGCCAGAUGAGGUCAUGUACCCCUGCAGUAUCUGGGGCCCAACAUGCGAUGGCCUUGAUCGCAUUGUUGAGCAGUGCAACCUGCCUGACAUGCAGGUAGGCGACUGGCUGGUCUUUGAGAACAUGGGUGCCUACACUGUGGCCGCCGCCUCCACCUUCAAUGGCUUCCAAAGACCUGACAUACACUACGUCAUGUCCCGUACUGCCUGGCAACAUGUGCAGCAGAUUUGUUCCCAGGGCAUGCCAGCUCCUGUGGAGGAGUCUUGCCUGUUUGAAGUGCCAGCCUGUUGCGGUCGAGAGAGCAGCUUGGAGAUGCCCACUAAGCCCUGCCAGGCCCACGUGGUUUCAGCACAUAAUGUUCUUCAGAUCUAGCAUCCUUUUUGUUAUUAAUUAUUGGAGAGGGUUCUCUAUCCUUUUUUUCCCCCCCUUCUUCCCAAAUGUACGUGACAUUUCAAGGCCAGUUACUUGACAGGAGAAUGAGAGGGACAUGUUGUUGCACAAAUUUCUGUGUUCUGUAUGGAAGCGGGGAUCAGCCCUCAAUGAAAUGAGGCUGAAUCACACUCUGAGUGUCUCUGUGUGUGUUACAGGGCAACUCUGUACUUAAACUUGUUGCUGCAGUCUUCCCACCUGAAUUUGGAGGAAUAACUGUAGGAACUGGAGUACUGUAGUUCAUAAAGAAGCUAUUUGCUGAACAGAAUUAGUGUAGGUAGGGAGAGAAACCUUUGCUUUGCAGAAUAAAUCGCCAAGCAACUACUUCACUGUUUCACAUCACCAUAGGACUCACAACACGUGAAUCUAUAGCUUAAGUCCAAAAGGUGAAGGGUUUCUUAUGCUAUUAAUACUAUGAAAAAGAAUAGUAGCAGAUUGCUUCCACCCUAGGCAAUCACUAGUGCUGACUCACCUGCAAAAUAUAGGGUGACCCUUUUAAAGCCCUGUUAACAUCUGAAGUGGCAUCCCUUGCUAGUUGCAAAGAGGUGGUUGGAGGGGUGAUUUAAUUCCUCAAACAUGGCUGCUAUGUUUCUAUUUAUCUUUUCCAUGAUCUCCACUUCUGUACAGAACCUCUCAAGUGUUAAUCCUCAAGAUGUUAACAUAUCCAGACACAACUUUUUUUUUUUUUGUCCCAAAACCUUUUCAGCUAUGCAGUGCAAUUGUGCAGUGUAAAUGCUUCUGCUGAUCAUGAUCAUAGUCAUUUGUGUUACGUUUUGGAUAUGUACUGGUACACACAGGAACUCGCUCGCAAGAUGCAUGUGUCACAUUCUGCAUGUCAAACCAUCAUAUAGUGUGUCUGUGCCCAUAUGGCUGUAGCAUUUGAAACAGUUUCUCUGACAGCACUAUAGAUACAUGAACAGACUAGACAUUUCAGCUGCCCAUGUCAAGCAUGUCAUACUCAUAUUUAUCCCAGUCAGCGAACACUGACUGGGAUAAAUAUGAGGCGCGACCAAUAUCAAAUCUUCAAGAUUAACACUUAAAAUACAGGGACUCAAGAAGCAGACUGCACCUCUCCUCUUCUCCUCCUUAUUUUAUUUUUACUUUUUGUAACUCUUAGGCAAGAAGUCUGUUCUGAUAUUAAUAAGAAGCAGUGUUAAACCAUACAUUUGAAAUGGAUAUGAAAGAGACGGGAUUGCAAAUUCAUUAUGCUUUCCUAUGGAAACUUUUUGAAGUUUUGUAUUUUUUUAAUAAAUAAAGCAUUAGGUGCAGAGCCGAAUAAUAGAUGUUGUGUUUCUU
This is a messenger RNA of Epinephelus fuscoguttatus (brown-marbled grouper), 3110 nucleotides long. RefSeq names its product ornithine decarboxylase 1 (gene odc1). Lineage: Eukaryota; Metazoa; Chordata; Actinopteri; Perciformes; Serranidae. The transcript is spliced from 11 exons. Bases 351 to 1757 code for a protein of 468 amino acids. Gene Ontology annotation, cellular component: cytoplasm. Gene Ontology annotation, molecular function: ornithine decarboxylase activity. The record is from RefSeq and is a predicted model, not a curated record.